Messenger RNA from Kluyveromyces lactis, 1143 nucleotides. It is a transcript of the gene TAD1, whose product is annotated as tRNA-specific adenosine deaminase. Gene Ontology annotation, molecular function: tRNA-specific adenosine-37 deaminase activity; RNA binding. The transcript has a single exon. NCBI's taxonomy places the organism in Eukaryota, Fungi, Ascomycota, Saccharomycetes, Saccharomycetales, Saccharomycetaceae. The record is from RefSeq and is a predicted model, not a curated record. Bases 1 to 1143 code for a protein of 380 amino acids. Gene Ontology annotation, biological process: tRNA wobble adenosine to inosine editing.
AUGGCAGUCAUUGCAGAUAGAAUUGCGGCUAGCGUCAUAAGUGCAUAUGAUAAAUUACCUAAAUCUGGCAAACCGGGAAUCCGAUCUAAUGGAGUGACGGAGUGGACUGUUUUAUCAGGUAUUGUCGCGUUUGAUGAGCUCAAUGACAGGUAUGAGCCGAUUUCACUUGGCACUGGCGUAAAAGCUACUCCGAACGAAGAGCUGCAAAGGAGUAACGGGCAAAUAGUACAUGAUUGUCAUGCUGAAGUUAUAUGUUUACGCGCUUUUAAUGCACUGUUGCUGAAGGAAAUAUGUGAUCUACAGAAUGGCCAGAAAUCAUUUUUAAUAGAGAAAUCAGCCGAUGGCUACAAGGUUAAAGAUGUUUGGAAAUUUGCCAUGUACAUCUCACGCAUACCCUGUGGUGAUGCGAGCAUGAAUUUACUGGAAGCAGAAGAUAAGUCAGAAUGCGAAAAUUGUCAGCAAGUGGGAAAUAUCUUUAUUAAUGGGCAAUACGUUCAUCCCGAAAUCGAUACAAUUAUCAGGGGACGCGCAAACUACAAAUUGAGGAAAGUUGUUCGAACAAAACCCGGUCGUGCAGACUCAAAGAUAACACUUUCGAAAUCGUGCUCGGACAAAUUAACAAUGAAGCAGAUGAUUUCAAUCUGCAAUGCUUUAACCUGGUCACUUCUGCAAUCACCUGUAUAUUUAGAAUGGAUUGUUCUGCCAAAGCAGUACCAGUACGAGCAAGUACAGUUAGAAGAUACAUUUUGGUUAAGAUUAAAGAAUCAGCAAUUCUUGCCCUUUAAGUUUUUAUUUUGUAAUGAGACUUUUUCUGCUGAUCGAACCAACUUAUCUCAACAACCUUCUUUGAGUUCUUGUGUAUCGUUAUAUGGCUCGAACGAAGCAGUAUCAGAGGUAAUACUAAAUGGGGUCAAAAAUGGAUUCUAUGUCAAAGGCAAGAAACCACUUCGAAAAGGUUGCCAAUCAAUUAUCAGUAGAUGUGCACAGUGGUCUGCCUUCAAAAAGAUAAAAGCCAUGCCCUCUGAUACGGAUUACUAUGGCUUCAAAUCAAGCGUUGUUGAUCGAAACCACAUUAUUUCCAAAGCGAAAGCCACGCUCUCUGCUAGUGGCUGGAUAUCAACCUGCAGAGAUAAUUGCAUAUGA